UUUACAGUUACAUACGCAAUAACACUGUGCCAUUUGCACUUAAGACUGGCAAUCAUAGGAAGCAAAGACGGGUACAAAGAGAGACAGAAAAGAAGAGGAGGAGGACGGUCAUUCUGUGCCAUGUUGGCUGAAGGUUUUCUCAGAGUGUUGCGUUACAGGGAGGAGAGAAAGUUUGCCACUGCUUCCAAGAUUAAGAGAUCGCAGACACACACUCCUGGUACAGAUCAGUUCAGCAGUAUUCUCUCCGAGUCCAUCUCUACAGACCUACAGACAGAUUCAGCUGAAGAAGGUCCAAACCAGGAAGAACUAGACGCCACCCAAUUCCAGGGACUGAAAGUGGUGCCUCAAGGUCCUGUAGGCCUCUUGAUCCCUGGGUGUCCACCUGACCCUACAGUUUUCCUAGACAGCUGUAGCCUCCUGGACCAGUACCCAGACCUGCAGGUGGCCGACUCAGGUCGCAUCUCAACGUACCCACUGAGAGCCACCAUCCCCCAGCAAGGUUUUCACACUCAGCCUCUUGCCACGGAAACCUGCCGUCGCCCAGAAUGGGCAAUCCAACAGGGUCCACGAGGCGAGCCUGUCUUAUCGAUACCAGACCAGGGUUAUCUGGUUAUGGGGGCCAGUGUGAACAACAGCUUGGAUCUACCCGGAUCAGGCUUGGAGCCUAUGUCUAACUCAGUGCUGAAUGGACUGCUGGAGAAACAGCUGGAAGAGGUGUACAUGCAGCAUCUGACUGACAACUUGGCUCGAUGUAACUCCCACCUGGGGAACAGCCUCCUGCACGGCCUGGUGCCUCUGCCACACAGGCUGGGGCCGGACUCACUGGAGGCCGGUCUGGAACAGGGAUCAGGAGGGGACAGCGAAAAGAAGAUUAGUUAUCUGAGCACCCAGAACUUAGUUCCCUGCUCGUCCAACUUCAGCUCCCCUGUGCUGAGGAUUUCAGAGGCUGAAAGUACUCAUCUGCAAUGAAUGCAAUCAUGCACACUCCCAGCAAAAGGAUUAUGUUCUAUUAUGUGAUGCUCUGCUAAAGGCUUGUUUUUUCUUCUGCACUUCUUAACCUUCAAGUUUACACAUACCCACAUGCAGCUGAGAUGUGAAAACAAGUGCAAUUCAUUAAAUCAAUUCAUGCUUUUAUUUUUUUAUACCUAUAUUUACAACAUGUCUUUGUUUACUUGCUUGAUGAAAUGAAGCCUCAAAUGUACCUGCUCUCAUGUGCCAUCUGCUGUUAGUUUUAGGAGCUACACCAUCUUGUAUUCAGAGUAAUUUUGAAACAAAGUGUAAUCCAGCGUAAGAUUAUAAAUUUAUACUGCACGUUGAAGUUGCCUUGUAAAUAGAAUGUAACCUGUAAAUGAAUCCAUCUAGUCUAAAUUAAGUAAAAUAAGAUUCCAAUCAACACGUUUGUUUUUUAAGUGAUAUGUUGUAUAUAAGUCUCUCAAUAAUGUUUAGACAUAUAUUAAUUAUAUUAAAUGGUUAAGGUGGGUUGACUUUAAUGUGUAUGAUAAAUUGGCAUUUACUUACUUAAAAAUUGGACAUGAAGUGGAUACAUUUUUUUCAAUUGAUGUCCCCAAAUCAGACAAACAGGGACAAUGUAACACAACAACAUGACAGCAUCAGACAGUCAGAGUGUAAUUUGUUUUAAAGAUUUAUAGUUUGUUUUGUUCUUGGCUUUUGAGGUGUUUUUGCUAUGUUAUAUUAAGGUUAGUGUGUAGAAUUUUGAAAACUUAACAUAACUACAAAGUGGACUUUCAAACUCACACGAUGUUCUACGUUAUGGUGUGUAGAGAGCACAAGUACUCUAUUACUCAGGCUUCUGUGUGGUUAUACCUACAACAUAUUGAAUGAAGGCCUUCCUGCAGCCCAUCACAGAUAAGCCUGGACGUUGUCACACCAGCACUGUGCUCUACCUCAGCCACGUCCACUACCCAUUCUCCACUCAAUCAGUAUCAUCGUUCACUAUCCCCAGCACUCCUCACCUGUUGCCUGUUUUCAGCUCGUUAAUCUACAAAACCCCUCUCCAGUCCUCAGUUGCUGUCUGGUCUCGUCUCUACGUGGCAUAUGGACUCCCUCAGUAUUGUUGCUUCAGUGCUUUGCCUGAUCUUCCAGUGUUUUGUCUCCUGUUAAGUUGAUCUUCUGGGCUUUUGUACUACUAAGUUUGUUUGAGCAGUUUAACUAGAAGUCUCCUGAGUUUUUCCGGUAUUUUUGACACUGCCUUUGGCACCACUCUCCUUUGCGAUCUCCUGUGUUUUAUACCUCUUGGACCUUGUUUUUUGAUACUGUUUUUGACUUUUGUUUGCCUGACAAGAACCUUCAUUAAAAACAUUUGGAUUUUA
This is a messenger RNA of Sander lucioperca (pikeperch), 2330 nucleotides long. RefSeq lists its product as uncharacterized. Bases 121 to 969 code for a protein of 282 amino acids. Gene Ontology annotation, biological process: regulation of toll-like receptor signaling pathway. NCBI's taxonomy places the organism in Eukaryota, Metazoa, Chordata, Actinopteri, Perciformes, Percidae. The record is from RefSeq and is a predicted model, not a curated record. The transcript is spliced from 2 exons.